This is a messenger RNA of Miniopterus natalensis, 2416 nucleotides long. RefSeq names its product tumor protein p53 (gene TP53). Gene Ontology annotation, cellular component: nucleus. Gene Ontology annotation, molecular function: protein binding; RNA polymerase II cis-regulatory region sequence-specific DNA binding; DNA-binding transcription factor activity, RNA polymerase II-specific. The record is from RefSeq and is a predicted model, not a curated record. Lineage: Eukaryota; Metazoa; Chordata; Mammalia; Chiroptera; Miniopteridae. Gene Ontology annotation, biological process: apoptotic process; protein tetramerization; regulation of transcription by RNA polymerase II.
GAGUCUUUUGUUAAUAAAUAGUUUAAAAUCAAUAUCCAAAAAAAGGCAGCUUCAGGGUGGCAAAACUUUGGUUCCCUUCAUUCUCUUCACACAUUUGAGGAAGAAACAAUACCUUUCUCUUUCAAAAUAGAGAGGUGGUAACAUUGCCCAACCAGUAUAAUCCUAAUAUCAAAACCAGACCAAGGCUGUUACAAGAAAGAAAAUUAGACCAAUAUUCCUGUUAGCAUAUAUGAACAAAAUCUUUAAAAUUUUAGCAAAUCAAAUCUGGUAAUAUAUAAAAAUGACCAAGUGGAGUUUAUCCCUGACUGCAGUGUUGAUUUUAACAUUCAAAAAUUGGUAUAAUUUGCCACAUUAACAGAUUAAUGGAUUAAAAAUCCUAUGAUUGCCCUGGCUGGUGUGGCUCAGUUGGUUGGGCGCCAUCCGGUGCACUGUAAGGUUGCCGGUUCAGAUUCCCAUCAGGUCACAUGCCUGAGUUGUGGGCUCAAUCCCCAGUCAGAGUGUGAAGGAGGUUGCCAACUGAUAUUGCGCUCUCAAGUUAAUGUUUCUCUCGCUUCCUCUCUCUUUAAAAAUCAAUAAACUAUUCUUUAAAAAAAAUUCUCUGAUCAUUUCAACCGAUGCAUAAAAAGCAGAUGACAAUAUGCAACAGCUAUUCAUGAUUUUUAUUUUAUUUUUUAAAGAAAAACCAACCUCCCAGCAAACUAGGAACAGGAAACUUCCUCAGUCUGAUAAAGGCCACCCCCGAUCAAGUUACCAUUAGCAAUGUGCAUAAUAGUGACAGGCUGAAUGCUUUUCCUCUAAGAUCAGGAACUAGAAAAGGAUUCCACUCUCACCACUUCAGCAUUAUACUGAAGGUCUUAACCAGCAGCCACACUGCCUGCCAGGGAGCUGCAAUGGAUGGGCCACCGUCAGAACUCAUGGAUCCCCCUCUGAGUCAGGAGACAUUUUCAGACUUGUGGAAUCUACUUCAUGAAAACAAUGUUCUGACCCCCGAAGUCUCCCCGACAGUGAAUGAACUGCUGCUGUCCCCAGACCUUGUAAACUGUCUGGACAAAGAUCCAAAUGAAGCUUCCAGUAUACCAGCAACUCCUGCACCAGCAGCUGCUCCCCUAGCACCAGGCACCUCCUGGCCCCUGUCAUCCUUUGUCCCUUCCCAGAAGACCUACCCUGGUACCUAUGGUUUCCGUUUAGGAUUCCUGAAUUCUGGGACAGCCAAAUCUGUAACCUGCACGUACUCCCCUACCCUCAACAAGCUGUUUUGCCAGCUGGCAAAGACCUGUCCUGUGCAGCUGUGGGUCAGCUCCCCACCCCCGCUCGACACCCGUGUCCGUGCCAUGGCCAUCUAUAAGAAGUCUGAGUACAUGACAGAGGUUGUGAGGCGCUGCCCCCACCAUGAGCGCUGCUCUGACUAUAGUGAUGGUCUGGCCCCUCCUCAGCAUCUUAUCCGGGUGGAAGGGAAUUCGGGUGCCGAGUAUUUGGACGACAAAAUCACUUUUCGACAUAGUGUGGUGGUGCCCUAUAAGCCGCCCGAGGUGGGCUCUGACUGCACCACCGUCCACUACAACUUCAUGUGUAACAGCUCCUGCAUGGGAGGCAUGAACCGGCGGCCCAUCCUCACCAUCAUCACACUGGAAGACUCCAAUGGUAAUCUGCUGGGACGAAACAGCUUUGAAGUGCGUAUUUGCGCCUGUCCCGGGAGAGACCGGCGCACAGAGGAAGAAAAUUUCCGCAAGAAGGAGGAGCCUUGUCCCAAGCAGCCCCCUGGGAGCACUAAGCGAGCACUGUCCACCAACACUGACUCCUCUCACCCGCCAAAGAUGCCAAUGGAUGAAGAAUAUUUCACCCUUCAGAUCCGUGGGCGGGAGCGCUUUGAGAUGUUCCGAGAAUUGAAUGAAGCCUUAGAGCUAAAGGAUGCCCAGGCUGGAAAGGACCCAGGGGGAAGCAAGACUCACUCCAGCCACCUGAAGUCUAAAAAGGGACAAUCUACCUCCCGCCAUAAAAAACCCAUGCUCAAGAGAGAGGGACCUGACUCAGACUGACAUCUCCUGCUUCCUGUCCCCCAGUGAUACCCCCACCCUUGUUCCCCUUCCCUGGCAUUUUUGGGGGCUUAGGAUCUUCAACCUCUGCUUGGUUCAGGUGUGCCUCAAACACCCAUUGGUGGACUGGGCAGCUGGUUAAGAGGAGGGAAUUUCUAAGUCCCUUCUCUGCUGGUCUGGCCAAAUCCUGUCUAUCAUCUUGGUGAACCUCACUAAGAAAUCUCACCCGAUCCCAUACCCUGGAAGAUUUCAUCUCUUCCAAGAUCCGUUUCUUCUACAAUCUGUAAGGCACAUCUGUAUUCCUGACCCGCACCCCUCUCUUCCCCUUUUAUACCACAUUUUUUUAUAUUGUUUUCUUAUUUUACAAUAAAACUCUAUUAGCA